Elephantulus edwardii (Cape elephant shrew) is the source of this 1185-nucleotide messenger RNA. RefSeq names its product HORMA domain containing 1 (gene HORMAD1). The transcript has 14 exons. The coding region runs from base 1 to 1185 and encodes 394 amino acids. Lineage: Eukaryota; Metazoa; Chordata; Mammalia; Macroscelidea; Macroscelididae. The record is from RefSeq and is a predicted model, not a curated record.
AUGGCCACUGCACAGUUACAGAGAACUUCCCUGAGUUCAUUGAUGUUUCCCAAUAAAGUAACAACUGAGCAGCAAUCUCUGAUGUUAGUAAAGAGGCUCUUAGCAGUUUCAGUAUCCUGUAUCACGUAUUUGAGAGGAAUAUUUCCAGAAUGUGCAUAUGGGACAAGAUAUUUAGAUGAUCUUUGUGUCAAAAUUCUGAAAGAAGAUAAAAAUUGUCCAGGAUCUACACAGUUAGUGAAGUGGAUGCUAGGAUGCUAUGAUGCUUUACAGAAAAAAUAUCUAAGGAUGGUUGUUCUAGCUGUGUACACCAAUCCAGAAGAUCCUCAGACAAUUUCUGAAUGCUACCAGUUUAAAUUCAAGUACACCAAUAAUGGACCAGUAAUGGACUUCUUAAGUAAAAACAGAAACAGCAAAUCUAGCAUGUCUUCUUCUGACAUCAAGAAAGCAAGUAUUCUCCUCAUUCGAAAAAUGUAUAUUCUAAUGCAAAACCUGGGACCUCUGCCUAAUGAUGUUUGUUUGACCAUGAAACUUUUUUACUAUGAUGAAGUUACACCAUCAGAUUAUCAGCCUCCUGGUUUUAAGGAUGGUGAUUGUGAAGGAGUGAUAUUUGAAGGGGAUCCUAUGUAUUUAAAUGUGGGUGAAGUCCCAACACCUUUUCAUACUCUCAAAGUAAAAGUGACUACUGAGAAAGAACGAAUAGAAAACAUUGAUUCAGCUAUACUGUCACCAAAACUAUCAUUAAAAACACCACUUGAGAAAAUCCUGGCAGACAAAGAUGACCCAGAAGAUGAACAGGAACAUUAUAUAAGUGAUGAUUGUAACACUGAAACUAAAUCAGGAGAGCAAAUAAACAAUCCUGAAUCCUCUCAACUUGGAGAACCAAACCUGGUUUGUAAAGAAGAUGAAAUUAUGAGGACUAAAGAAAGUCCAGGUCUUUCCAUUUCCCAGGUUGAGCAGUUAGUCAGUAAAACAUCUGACCUUGAUGUAUCUGAAAGUAAAACAAGAAGUGGAAGAAUAUUUCAGAAUAAAAUGGCCAGGGGAAAUCAACCAGUAAAAUCUUCUAAAGAAAAUCAGAAGAGAAGUCAGCCAGAACCAGAGAAAACUGUCCCCCAUCAUUUUGAUUCUUCUAGUCAAGAGUCAGUGCCAAAACGAAGACGGUUUAGUGAACCAAAGGAACAUAUAUAA